Ectocarpus sp. CCAP 1310/34 is the source of this 1218-nucleotide messenger RNA. The record is from the annotation of a GenBank genome assembly. NCBI's taxonomy places the organism in Eukaryota, Phaeophyceae, Ectocarpales, Ectocarpaceae.
AUGUUGACGGGGAGGGCGUUUCUCGACGAAACGGCCACAGUUAGCGACGAUGACGACCCCACCGCCGCCGCUGUCGUGGCGAUGAAAAAGGGCGGCUCCAGCCACCGCCGGAAGAGCGCCGCGCGGUCUUCCGCUAACCCGACAGCUGGUCGGCUAUCGCUGCGCCAGGCGGGGUCAGGGGGCGACCAGCUGUUAGGCCCGCAACCACCGCGGGAGGGGGGGAACGACGACGAUGAGGAGAGUAGCUCCAACCCGUCGCUGCUUGAGCGUUCGGAGGUGGACGCCAUCCUGUCGGAAGCGGCCUCGGCGAGCGGUGGCGCCGGUGUCGAAGGCGAUGCCAACCUCGACGAUGCUGCCGCCGUUGCUGCUGGGGUGCGGGAGGGGGGCGGAGAGAGCUACAAGACGGAGGUUGAGGACGGGCUCAGGGCGCUGAUGGGAGAGAUCGGCUUCGGGCAAGAGGAAGUGGCGGCGUACAGCCUGGAAGAGCUGCUGCUGCUGAGAGAGGAGCUCGAAAAGGAAUGGGCGGCUGCGGAAACGGAGGAAGUGUCGCCUUCCCUCAAGACGGAGAAGCGCGGAGGAGAGCUGAGACGAGCUGGAUCCGCCGAGGAAGAGGAGGAAGAGGAGGAGGAGGAAGGGGAGGAGGAGGAUAGAGAUGCGGAGCCCCCUUGGGAGCGCCACUCGCUGUCGCUUCAAGAGAGGCUGGGCUUGUCGGACGAAGAGGUGGAAAAACUCAGACGAUCACCGCGAUCAGGUCUCGCUCUCAGCGGAGGCGUCCUUGAUUCCUCCGAUUCCAGGGGGGCCGCGGCGGACGCGUCCCCUGGGUUGGAUGCCGGCGGUAGGGGGGGCACCGCGGAUGGCGUGAAGGUAUCCCCCGGGUCGGGUGUGGUUGAAUACGGUCGCGAGGCUGCCGCUGCGGCUGCGGCUGCGAGCAGGAUGAAGGAGAGGCUGACAGGGAGAUCGGCGGGAGGCCCGCAGACAGCUGUCGGCUACCUCCUGGGGGAGCUGCGCAUGAGGCCCGAAGAGGUGAAGGAUGCGGUGUUGCGGUGGCCAGCUCUCAUGUCGCUCUCCAAGAGGGGCCCCCACGCGGUGACCUCGUGGCUGCAGGGCGGGCUGGGGCUUAGCACGGACGACGUCGGUAAGAUGAUCAGGAAGAACCCGGCCAUCGUGGCCUGCAGCAUCGUGCACAACCUGCGGCCGAAGCUCCGGCCUUGGUCUUAG